AUGCAAGACAUACUACGACCAAAGGAGCAUCGGACAUGGAGCAGUGGAUCAUGCGAGCAGAAUCUGGUUUCCGCUGAGUAUUGGGCCGCGACAACAAAAAGUGCUUCAUUAAAUAUUAUUAGCACACCUGAGCAGACCGGGGAAGAUGUUGCAAAGACAACCAAGAUCUACGGAGAAGUAGCCCAAAAUGUUCCGCGCGUUGUAGCGCUGUACUAUGUAUGGACGCCAUCUGCUGCGCCUGGUUUGAAAUUGUGCGAAAAAAAGGGUGUGAGAUGUGAGCACCCUGAAGGGACCACCUUUUGCCCUUUCAAGGUUAGCCGGGACCCUCGAGAGGCCAGGGGGACAAGGGAAGUUCUCUUGCUUCCUCUCUUUGAGCGAUGGUCCAAAAAACUGAGUUAUCAUCUGAGUGGUCUUGCUACGCCACAGGCCUGUCUGAUACAAAACUUGCACCACGGGGAGGCCAUUGAUCUGGCCCUCUGUCCAACCCUCUGCUCACUCCCGAUGUUGUGGGACACCCUUGACAGGGAGACCAUCAGAGGUGAAGCUAUGAAUAACCUCUCCCUUGCAUACGUGGGCUUAUUUUCUCCUCUGGGAUUAGCUGCGACGAGGAGACAGAGUUAG
This is a messenger RNA of Microsporum canis CBS 113480, 621 nucleotides long. RefSeq lists its product as uncharacterized. The transcript is spliced from 2 exons. The record is from RefSeq and is a predicted model, not a curated record. NCBI's taxonomy places the organism in Eukaryota, Fungi, Ascomycota, Eurotiomycetes, Onygenales, Arthrodermataceae. The coding region runs from base 1 to 621 and encodes 206 amino acids.